Messenger RNA from Stomoxys calcitrans (stable fly), 3450 nucleotides. It is a transcript of the gene sky, whose product is annotated as GTPase-activating protein skywalker. Bases 1431 to 3254 code for a protein of 607 amino acids. The transcript has 13 exons. The record is from RefSeq and is a predicted model, not a curated record. Lineage: Eukaryota; Metazoa; Arthropoda; Insecta; Diptera; Muscidae.
GGAAUGUGAAUUUGUGUUCGGUAGUUCGUCUGCGAGUUACGUUUUUUACGUUUACGACGCGUGAAGUAAGCAAAAAAGAAAUGAUAAUUUCGAUAGGAUAAAAUAAAAGAAGUUUACGAAACAUACAUCAGAACCAGUACUUCCGGAAGAAUAGAGAAAAGCUAGCGGGAAUAUCUCCCAUAAAACGAAAUCAAAAAUUAAACCAGUCAGUUUAUGAAUGAUAAUUGUGAAUCCUUUAAAAAAAUAAUUUUUUAAGAAAGAAAAAUUGACUUGAAAUUUCGAUACGAAACGCAAGUGAGCUUUGUUUUGCAAGUGACCCAUAAAAAGCAAAUAAAGUUCGAAACAUUAAAAAGAAUAAAAUAACGAAGAUUUUUUUGUUGUGAAAUUGAAUCUUUAUACAACAAAGGAUAAAAAAAAACUCCUUGGCUGCACACACAGAGUAACAGCAAGAACAAUAACAACAACAACAUAAAUAAGCAAUUACGUGAGCCAAACGUGAUUCGUAAAAAACGUGAUUUUCCGAAACGACAAACGCGAAGCUUAAAAACGACCUAAAACGAAGGAGGAGGCAAAAAAACAGAUCCAACAAUACGAAAGAAGAAAAGCGACAACAACAAAUAACGAGAAAAAAAAACACAAAAAGUAGAGAACAAAACAAAAGCCAGCCCAAAAACAUAAACAAACAAAAUAAAGAAUAACAAAAAAACAAAAGCUAAACACAAACACUGCAUCACAUAGGACAACAGCAACCCAAGGGCAGUGCAUUGUCAAAAUUUGUCUUUCCUAAAGUGAAACAUCACAAAGCUAACAUAACAGCUUUUGCAAAAACCCAACAAAAACAACAACACAUAAAAGCAUUUGGAGGCAUCAACAAUUGGCGAAUUUUUUUGGACAUACAUCCGCAUUAUGAUUUUUGAAAAUUCAGCAGAUGUUUGCGUGGAACUUUGAGUGAAAAAGAAAUGAAUUCAGUAAAGCAUCAUCGAAUUGGAGUAUUUCUAUCUCCAUAAAUUAAAUAAAAAAUAAAAAAACAACAAACAAAAAAAAGCAAAAAUUUAAUAAAAAAAAAUCCAAAAAAAAAAUUGAAAAAGUUACAAAAAGGCAUUAUUACAAAAUAAAUAAAAUAUAAAAUAUAGUAAAUAGCCAACCAGUUAAAAAAUCCCAUCAAAAUCCUAUUGUGUUAAUAUUGAUAAAAUAAAUCUAGUCAAAUAUACAACGAGUUAUUUAAUAUAUAACAUAAAAUAUCAGCAUUUUUUCCUUCGCUAUACACAUAUAUAUAUAUAAAUUUAUCACAAUAUAUUUAAAAAUUACCGCGUGUGUUAUUUAUUUAUAAAUAAACGUAUAUAUAUAGUUUGAUUUAGUUAUACAAAUAUUCAACAAAUAAUAUUCACCAGUAGAAAAGUAUAAGAAAAAAGCUUAAAACGUCUUGAACCAUGCCUUAUAGUCGAGAUUCUGCUUCGGCUCAAGCUGAUAAAUUGAGCGGCAUUGUGGAGGAAAGCGAUUUGUAUGAGGGCUUUUCCCCUCAUGUGGAGACCUCGGAGAUAAAGGUGCUCGAUUUCUACAAUUUACCAAAGUCGACAGGCAAAGAACCUGCCUUGCGUUCAUAUACCGAAAUAAAACAGCUCCUGGAUCAGGGCAAAAAACGUGAUGUUAAAAGUAUUCUUAGAGAAAAUUCAUGGCCCAUAAAUUCACCCAUAAGAUCACAAUUAUGGCCGACACUGUGCGCUCAGCACAAUACAAAACCCCCAAUGGUUGAGGGUUUCUAUUGGGAAAUGGUUCAUCAGGUUUUCGGUACAACAGAACUCUCUGAGAAACCCAUUAUGUUACCUUCAUUUGUUGAUGCAACUCAUUGUCUGCCCUAUCAUUUAACAAGUACCGGUCGAUCGGUAGCCGAUCGUAUUGUGAAUGUUUUGGGCUACGAUUGUCCCGAUAUUACUUACAGUCCAGUAUUGUAUCCCAUUGUAUCAAUUUUAUUGCAUUUUAUGUCUGAGGAGGAAGCUUAUCAUUGUGUGGCGGCCUUGGUGGGCAGUAAGGAAAAAGUUUUCAUUAAUCAAACCAAACUCUUGCAUGAAGUUACAUGGAAAACUGUUAUGCAAAUUGCCAAAAAACAUACGAAAAAUGCUGUUGCAUAUUUUCAACGUAUUUGUCCUGGCGUUAAGCUAGAACGCGUUUUCAUGGAUUGGUGCUGGUGGAUAUUAGCUGGUCUGCCCUUCCAGCAUUUAGUACGCAUUAUGGAUUGUUUCUUUCACGAAGGCAUUAAGGUACUCUAUCGCAUUGCUUUGGUCAUUCUCAAUCUAUUCCAUAAGGAAUGUCAGUCGAACAACGAAUGGAGUCCAGAUAAUAUUAAAAAUGACAUUGGCAAUGCUUUGGUUAAGUUUUGCAAAAAAAUCCCAGUAUCACCGGCCAAAUUAUUACAUGCCGCUUUUAGUAUUAGGGGACUAAGUUCCACAUAUAUUUCUAGAAUAUUUUUAAAGACUGAAAUGCUAUUGAAAAGCCGUUCCGUUCUAAAUACGGGUAAUAAAACUUUAGUUAAAUCGCGUUCCAGCGAUAAUUUACCAACAAGUCAAUCCCAAGUCAAUAUUCAAAUGAUGUCACAUACACUGACCAUACGUGAGAAGGUACAUCACACCGAGACUUGUCGGAACUUGGGAGAAAAAUCACCUGGCCAUCGAGCCAUUGCCAUGGGUGUCUAUCCCAUUCACCAAUUAAAAUCUCAAGUCUGUGCGAACGAGGAUCUGUUUACCCUAUGGUCAUGGCUUCCCGUGCGGAUAACAAUGUAUCAGCCCGUCUUAUUGUAUACCACCGAGGAACAUGGCUGCUCCUUGACAACAUUUUAUGUGCGAGUUGAACAACAUGAGCCCACAUUGAUGAUGAUUAAGACGUGCAAUAAUGAGGUAUUUGGGGCUUACUGUUCAUCACGCUGGUUCGAACGCAAUGUUAAAGAUGACAAAGGUCAACGGCAGGCCUACUUUGGCACCGGCGAAACUUUCCUGUUCUCCUUGUAUCCGGAACGGGCUAAAUACCCUUGGGUGGGCAUUGAAAAUGACAAAGACUUGGGCCAUGCUUCAGAGCUUUUUAUGGCUGCCGAUUCGAAAAUGAUUACCAUUGGAGGAGGUGAGGGCCAAGCUAUUUGGAUGGACGAAAAUAUACGCUUUGGCAAAACCGAUAGCUGCAAAACAUUUAACAAUCCACCCUUGUGUCCAUCAGGAGAUUUUGAAAUACGCGUACUGGAAGUCUAUGGUUUUGUGGGAGCCUAAAUCUAUACAAGCCAGAGCACAAGACGAGACUUUGAAUCACAUGCUGUUUUAUGUGAGACAUAACGAACAUUUUUUUCUUUGGUGACAAAACAAAAACCUAUACAAUAACGGUUUGCUCUUGCACACAACACACACACGCCCAAGACAAGAUUAAAAAGGAGAUUCCAAUAAAAGAAAAAAAUAUAUAUAUGCUUAA